AUGAAGUUGGACCUCUUCCUUCUGGCGGCAGCCGGCGCGCUCGCCUCGCCUUACCAUGCCAGCCGCGCCCUCCUAUCACCGGUCACGCGAAAUGGGUCGAGCUUGUCAGUCGACGGAGCACCCUGGAAGGCAGUCGGGCCCAACAUCUACUGGCUCGGUCUGGAUGAGAACGUCAUCCCUCCAGCUGGUGCACCCUUUGAUCCAGCGAAUAAUGCCAGUUACCCGACGAAAGAACGAAUCACCGAAGCAAUGGCCACGGUGAAAGCUCUCGGCGGUACUAUGGCUCGCGCGCAUACGUUGGGCGUUAGCACGGGCAACCCGCUGAGUGUCUGGCCGGAUCUCGGUGUUGUGAACGAACAAGCCUUCGACACCAUCGACUGGGCUGUCUACCAGGCCGGCCGCUAUGGAGUACGGCUAUUGAUGCCACUCGUCGACAACUACGACUAUUACCACGGUGGUAAAUACAACUUCUUGCGAUGGGCUGGGUUCAACUUGACGGGAGAUGACAGCACCAAUCCUGAGAUCCAGCAGUUCUACACCAAUGCCACGAUAGUUGCCUCCUUCAAGGACUACAUCGAGACUCUAGUGACACACAGGAAUCAGUACAACAACCUGACCUACGCCGAAGACGCAACCAUAUUCGCCUACGAAACAGGCAAUGAGCUUAACGGGCCCGUUUGGGGCGACGAGGACUGCCCAGCAGCCUGGGUCCAGGAAAUCGCGCAGUUCGUCAAAGGGCUCGCCCCCGACAAGCUCGUCUUCGACGGCACCUACGGCAUAAACGAGACACACCUCGCUAUCGAAGAGGUAGAUGUGUACUCAGACCACUUCUACCCCGUUGACACAACCAAGCUGCAGUCCGAUAUCCAGGCCGUCCAGAGCGCCGACAAGGUCUACUUUGCGGGCGAAUACGACUGGGUGGGCCAAUCCGGCGGCGACACUCUCCAGUCGUUCUACCAGAUCAUCGAGGAGAGUCCCGCCGUGGGCGGAGAUGCGUUCUGGAGUCUGUUCGGCCAUAAUGCACCGGGCUGCAGUACGUUCGUGAACCACAGCGAUGGCUUCACCCUGCAGUACAACAAUCCGAAUAACACAGCCUACACCACCAGCCGCAUAGAGCUCAUCAGACAGCACUUCGUGAAGAUGAGCACGGGUAAGGAGAUCAGUCUCAACGAGACGCUGCCGGUGGUGCCGUGCCCAGCCCCUGUAUUGCGGCGGUGGACGAGCUCGUAUUGA
Molecule: messenger RNA, 1233 nt
Organism: Anthostomella pinea
Lineage: Eukaryota; Fungi; Ascomycota; Sordariomycetes; Xylariales; Xylariaceae
Source: the annotation of a GenBank genome assembly